Durusdinium trenchii is the source of this 1812-nucleotide messenger RNA. The record is from the annotation of a GenBank genome assembly. Lineage: Eukaryota; Dinophyceae; Suessiales; Symbiodiniaceae.
AUGGCGGAGACCAACAGCCUGUUGAUGGCUCCCACCGCUGCGCCAGCGAAGGAAACGGCUGAACCUGCGCAGGCUCAGCCUCCACAGCCUGCGCCACAGGCCGCGCCUGCGGCGACGCCUGCUCCAGCGGCCUCGCCGGCACCGGCUCAGCCUGCUCAGCCGGCUCAACCAAUUUGGUCGCCGAACGCGCCCACAAUGGCUCCGAUGAGCAUCAACGACAUGCCCACGUUGCAGCGCUCCGAGCCUUUUGCAAACCAACCGUCCAUCGCGGCCGACGUGCCUGAGGGCGCGGAGGCAGUGACCCUGCAGGGGUAUCCUACGGUCCCCAUCGGAGGAGUGUUGUGCCUCCCUAAGAUUGGCACCUAUGAAGGUGAAAUCAAGGAUUUGAUGGGAAGCAACGCCUUCUUUGAUGCGGCGUUGCAGGUGGCAGAGCUCGUGAAGCACCGCUACGUGCUUUUCGUCGCCGCUGCUAUCGCUGUCAUCCUGUCUUUCGUCUUCCUCUUUACGGUGGAAUGGGCUGGUAAAAUUUUGGUCUAUUUGUCCAUCGUGGUGCUUGCGGUUGUCCCUGCCAUCUUUGGGAGCUUGUCAUUGUACGCUGCAGCACAAGGAGAGGAAUCAGAGUACGGGAAGAAGGUGGCGGCCGCAGACUUGGGACUCACCGGGACUCAAGGCGAUAUGAUCAUCGGCGUCAUAGGUGUGGGUAUUUCCUGCAUUGUGCUCCUGUGCGCCUGCUUCCAAUGCAAGCAAUGCACGGCAGCGGCAGCUGCAGCUCAAGAUGCUGCAGAUUGCCUCAUGACCAUGCCCUCGUUGAUGCUUGAGCCGCUGAUCUCCUUCUUGCUGAAGAUCCCCUUAUUCAUUUUGACGGCCAUCGGCCUGCUCCUCCUUCUGACCUCUGGAGACUACAAAAACGUGGACCUUACGAAGCCCGAUACUCUCUUGCACCCGGAUAACUUCUCUGUGCUGUGUGCGAUCUACUUUGGCUUCGUGAUGCUUUGGACUUUGGAGCUGUUGCACUACAUCUCGGUCUUCGUUGUGAUCUAUGUGGCAGAAGUUUGGUACUUCAACCACUACGGUAAGGGCACAGCACGCUCCUCGUUGUGCUCCAUGUGUGGCCCUACUUUGAUCCUCAAGGCGUGGUGUGUGGCAGUGACUAAGCAUUUGGGGUCCCUGGUCUACGCCGCCCUUUUGAUGACCCUUUUGCGGUUCGUGCGCUGGAUUGUGCAAGCGAUCUUGACCGCGGAGGAGACUGCAGACAAUCCCAUGUGUUCCUGCUGCAUGGCAGUGGUGAAGUGGAUCACGGGAGCUUGCUUGGCGGUGAUGCAGAGGAUUGUGGAUCUCACCAGCCAGAUCGCCUUCAUGCAGAUCGCCUACGAGGGCUCCAUGGGCUUUUGCGAAGCCCAGAAGCACGCCAUAAGCAUCGUCUUUGGGGAGGCGGUGAAGUGGUCCACGGUGGAAGGUGUGGCCACCACCUUCGUCGCCUUGGGAGUGGGCGGCAUUUCGGCGGGCACAUGUGUGCUAACCUUCAUGCUGACGAAGACCUUGCCCCAGUUCAGCGACGAAGCCUCCCAGCUCUAUGUCUCAGAUCCAAGGGGUAUGGCCGUGGCUGCUGGCCUGGUCUCCAUGCUCAUGUCCCUGAGUGUCUUGCAUCACUUCAUCACCAUUGCCGACACCAUGGCCUAUUGCAAGGGCUUGCUGGAGCACGAGAAGAAGAUGGCGGAGCCACAGGUGGAAGAGCGCAAGGGCACCUGCUGGAAUUGUUGGACGAAGCCACCUGCCGCGCGUGAGACUGAGGCUUUACUGCGGAAAGAAUGA